GAACGGAUUAUAUAUACUAGUUUGGAUGAGAUCUUUAAGAGUAUUAUUCCAUGUUUCAUUAUAUCAUCAAUCAAGAAAUAUUAACCAGAACAGACAUACGUACAAACACUCCUGGCAUCUCUCUUUCUCACGUAAAUCAUCAGAGAAAGUUCUGAUUGUGUUCCCUAUUUGUCUAUCUUUCAUUCUUUUGUCAAUCUCUCGUAACCCUUCCUCUGUACUCUACCUGCAUCCAUAGUUUUGAUUUCAGUCACAACCAUCUUUUUCAUAGCUUCAACAAAUUCAAGGUCUCGUUUUCUCACAUGGGUUCUUUGUAAAUAACAUUCCCAGAUCGAAGAUGUUAAUGCCAUCGAAUUCCUUCUUUCAAGAAGGUGUUUUCUUAUUUCUUGAUAUUCCGUCGUAUCAGCUGGAGAUUGAAAUUAGGGUUUUGUAAUUAGAUUUAAGCGAAUAAUAGUAGUUCCUGAUUGGUCUUCGAUGGGGAAUAAGCUUGUUAGAAAGAGGCAUCAAGUGGACGAGAAGUACACAAGGCCUCAAGGAUUGUAUCAACACAAGGAUGUAGAUCACAAAAAGCUUCGUAAACUCAUACUUGAUUCUAAACUUGCUCCUUGUUAUCCUGGUGACGAUGACUGUAACUGCGAUCUUGAAGAAUGCCCAAUUUGCUUCUUGUAUUAUCCAAGCCUAAAUCGUUCAAGAUGUUGCAUGAAAGGCAUUUGUACAGAGUGUUUUCUGCAGAUGAAGAUGCCUAAUUCAACACGCCCCACACAGUGUCCCUUUUGUAAAACGUUUAACUAUGCAGUGGAGUAUAGAGGGGUAAAGACUAAAGAAGAAAAGGGGUUGGAGCAAAUUGAAGAGCAACGGGUGAUAGAUGCACAAAUAAGAAUGAGAAGAAGAGAAAUUCAAGAUGAAGAAGAAAGGAUGCAAAGAAGACAAGAUAUGAGCUCUUCAAGCAGAAUAAUUGAAGGUGAUGAUGAAAUUGUUUCUAUUGGUAAUUCUGGAAUUACAAAUCCUUCAGGAUCUAGAAAUGAUGAAUUUGAUCUCGACAAUAUAAUGCUUAUGGAAGCCAUAUGGCUCUCAUUUCAGGAGGACGGGAGGCGGCACCGUAAUUACGGUGAUGCGGCUCAGUUAGCAAGAUACGCGGCGGAGCUUCGUGUUUCUGCCGCCGUGGCCCCACCAGUGGCAACAACCGCAUCCUCAUCGCCUUAUGGUGGUCUAGCAUGUACAGUAGCAAGGGAAGAAGGAUCGGAGAUUGGUGCAUAUGGCUUACAAGAUGAGAGUUUUGAAGAACAGAUGAUGUUAGCUAUGGCUGUUUCAUUGUCUGAAGCUCGUGGGAGAUGAUUUCGGUGAAUGUAAAGCGGUUGUUUGUUAUUGAUAUUAAAAGGGUAGAAUGACGAUAUUGCCCUUGUUGGUUGAUCAAUUUGUUGUGUAUAUAAACCAUUAUAACAGCAGUGAUUUAUUUUGUGUUUUAAAAUAUGUACUUUAUAUA
Messenger RNA from Lactuca sativa (garden lettuce), 1480 nucleotides. RefSeq names its product E3 ubiquitin-protein ligase DA2. The record is from RefSeq and is a predicted model, not a curated record. Gene Ontology annotation, cellular component: cytoplasm. NCBI's taxonomy places the organism in Eukaryota, Viridiplantae, Streptophyta, Magnoliopsida, Asterales, Asteraceae.